CUUGCGCUCCUGCCAGCGGCGGUCCAGUACGGUCGGAUGGGGGCAGGGUCCAGCGAACAGCGGGAUUCAACGCAGUUUGCAGCAGUCAGUUCCAGGAGGAUGGACGCAGAGAUGUGUAGCGGCUCCGUUCAUUAAACGCGUGCAUUACAGCAAUUGGAGUUAGUGUUAGUACUGCUUCAGAGAGGAGCAGGGAGACGGCGACUCGGUUUUGCUUGAACUUCCCUGAAGAUUCAAAAACACUAGGACAUCUUUUUUUCAGAAGCGCUAGGCUAUUUCUUUAUGGACGUCAUUGCUAAAGCGCUCUUCACGCAGUCAAUGGUGUGUGUGUGAGUAGAGGUGGACGCUGCAGUGGCGCUCUAGGGAUGUGUAAAGACUCUAUCAGUCCUGAAUCUCUGCCACUUUUAGGAGCUGAACUCUGGGCCUCUGUGCAAGAGUGUGUGUCCCGGGCGUGUGUUUGCCAUGGCUCUAGUUCAGGCUCUGCCUGUGCCCACUGAUCAACCAAAGCCCAGUGCUGACAUCCAGCAGUGCUGCUCAGUUUCUCACUCCCCCACUGUAGGUGCGGCAGGCGCCAUGGGUUCUGUCAGCAGCCUCAUCUCUGGACGUUCCUACCAGGAGCGCCACUGCCGAACCGUCAGCGAAUUUGGCGCUAAGUAUCGUAAACCCACACCAGCCACAAGCUGUUUCCGACAGCAAGAGGGCACACUCCGCAGCACCAGUUCACAGGAGCAGCUCCUCAACAACCAGCCUCCUCUACCUGCAAAGAACAAGUCCUCUGCCCUUAUUUCUGCUGGCAAUGGCAACUAUGGCUAUUUGAGUGAUGAGCCAGUGGGGGACUGGAAUGAUAAUCAUGUGACCACGUGUAGCCCAUGCAGCGAUACUGAAGAGCCUCCUGAUAACAGAGGUAUGAAUGGUAACAUCGGAGGCCCUCCGCCCAAGCUCAUCCCUGUGUCUGGCAGGCUAGAGAAGAGUAUGGAGAAGAUACUAAUCCGUCCCACUGCCUUUAAGCCUGUCAUGCCAAAGAAUCGCAAUUCUGUGCAGUAUCUGUCUCCACGCCCAGGGGGCAGUCUGUCUGAAAGCCAGGGCAGUCUCAACCUCUUACUCCCUGGUGGGGGAGCAGGGUUGGGUUGUGCAGAGAAGCGGAACUCGUACAGUGGGGGUCGCAACGCACGGAGUAACCAAUCUGGCACCAUGUCCGACUCAGGCCGCAACUCCCUCUCCAGCCUGCCCACCUACAGCAGCACUGGGUACAGCUUGGCACAGAGUGAAGUACCCUCCAGCCAUAUGGAAACCACACGUUCUAGUGGUGGCCAUGGACACUCCAAUUCUGAUAGUGGUCGAUCAUCCUCAAGUAAGAGCACAGGGUCUUUAAGUGGGCGAGGUCAGCCCCUGUCAGACAACGGAUCAUGUGGGCAGUCCCCUGCUCCAGGGGAAGGAUAUGAAGGUGUCAUUCGUGAACUAGAGGAGAAACUGCGGGAGCGAGACCAGGAGCUGCAACAACUCAGGGAUAACCUGGACGAGAAUGAGGCAGCCAUUUGUCAGGUGUAUGAGGAGAAGCAGAAGCGCUGCGAGCAGGAGAUGGAAGAACUUCGGCAGAGCUGUGCAUCAAAGAUGAAGCAGGUGCAGAUAAAGGCACAACGUGCACAACAGGUUCUGCAGCUGCAGGUGUUUCAGCUGCAGCAGGAGAAGAAGAAACUGCAGGAGGAUUUCUCACAGCUGCUGCAGGAAAGGGAGGCACUGGAGAAGAGGUGUGCCUCUUUUGAGAGAGAACAGACUCAACUAGGUCCCCGUCUAGAGGAAACAAAGUGGGAGGUAUGUCAAAAGUCAGGUGAGAUCUCUCUGUUGAAGCAGCAGCUGAAGGAUAUACAGGCAGAUCUUGGUCAGAAAGCCAGUGAGAUUGUUGCUUUGAAGGCCCAGCUGAGAGAGGGUCGCUCUGAACUGCAAGCCAGCCAGGCUUAUUCGCAAGAAGCUCAUGUCACUGCCCGUACCCGCACACUAGAACUAGAGGUUUGUGAAAAUGAGCUGCAGCGUCGUAAGAGUGAAGCAGAACUCCUGCGAGAGAAGUUGGGCCGUUUGGAGGAAGAGUCCCUUCGUCUCAAAGAGGCCAUGGCAGUGCCCACAUCCCAAGCUCCACCUUCUAAAGGCCAAUGCAUGAGCUUGCCCCUGCCUCAAAGCCGUGCGGGGAUUGUUCACGGGAUCAGCCCUGCUUUCUGGGACAGCAGCAGCAAAGAACAUCUUGCGUAUGAAAGCGAUGAAGCGAAGGUGCAACGACAGAGCGUGCUUCAUGGUCUCCGUCAGCAGGUGGAGCGAAUGCGAGCGGAGUUGAUGUACGAGAGGAGGCGGAGCGAGGACCAGCUAGAGGCUUUUGAGGAUGAGCGCAGGGUGUGGCAGGAGGAGAAAGACAAGGUAAUCCGUUACCAGAAGCAGCUGCAACAGAACUACAUCCAGAUGUACCGGCGAAACCGUGACCUAGAGCGUGUGAUGAGGGAGCUUAGUCUGGAGCUAGAGAACAGGGACAUGGAGGAGUUUGACAUGCGAAGCAACGAGAUCCACUUUGAGGAGAUCACUGCCACAGAAAUAUAGGCCACAUCUCACUCUCUGCAAUCAACCCCUUUGAUUCGUCCCAAAAUUUCCUCCACUGUGGUUGUGUGAGGAGCACCAGUCAUCACAGCAAUACAAUGUGGCAUGCGUCUUUACACUAUUUCAGAAAUGCACUACAUGGCCAACAGUUUGUGGACACCCCUUUCUAAUUAACGGUUUCGGCCCCCAAAUUCCAGACAAACCUUAAUACUAUGGCGUACAAUGAUAUUGUAGAGAAUUGUGUGCCUCCAACUUUGUGGUAACAGUUUGGAGAGAGUCCUUUUUUUGUUCCAGCAUGACAAUGCCCCUGUGCACAAAUCAUGGGUCCAUGAAGAAUUUGUCUUCUGGGUCUGGUGUAGAAGAACUGGACUGGUCUACACAAAGCCCAGACCUAAUCCCCACUGAACACCUUUGGGAUGAAUUGGAUGUUGAAAUCCUCCAAAAUCAGUGCCUCACCUCACUGAUGUGCAUUUCUGAAUAGGAGCAAAUCCCUGUAGCCAUAUUCCAACAUCUGCAAGUCAUGUUCCAAACGUAAGCCUUCCCAGAAGAGUGGGAGCUGUUAAGGAGGACCAUCUCCCUAUUAAUGCCAAUGGUUUUGAAAUUAAAAGCCCAAGAAGCACAUAUAGGUGUGGUGUUUAAGUGUCAACAUACUUUUGGCCAUAUAGUGUACUUCACACAAGGCAAGUUAUUGUUGUGGUGUCAGCAGAGGCAAAUAAAAUAUGGAAGCGAUAUUUAGACGAUCUUUAUGAUCCCUUCCUUACACUGCCUCGGAAACCUGUGAGUGGUUUCAAUUGAAUGUACAAUGACUCUGAACAGUGGUUCAUCGAUGUCACCAGUGACGAACCCCUAUGUGCGAUCUGCAGACAAACCCCUUUAUUACAACUUUUCAUUACUUCAUUUUAAUAACGUGUGCACGAUCAGAAACCCAUAUGACUGUCCCAGCAAAGAAACAUACUGAAAUGUUAAUGAGAUUGGAAAACUGAUGAGAGAUACAGCAUGUCAGCUAAGAGUUUCAUGGAUUCAUGCAGAAUCUGCAUGCUCUCAUAUCACAAAGGACAGAGCACAUUGCUUGGCUCCCCUGUUGUACUAGCACUAAAACUAAUGGGAAAUACUUGCAUCAAAUAUUUGAUCACUGAAAUGGCAGUUUUGUUGCAUUGAUUCUUGAUGAUCUAGUUUUUAUGCUGGUGUUUAGAGUGUUCAGUAAAAUUGUGCCAUUUCUUCUCAGUCAUUUACAGCACUAUGCAGCAAGAAAUCUCACAGCCUCACUGCUAAAACUACAUUUGAUACUAAUCACUCAUGUAGAGGUGUUAUUUUUAUAAUUAGAUUAUAUUAGCAAAUAUAACUAGAAAUAUUGAGUCAAAAUAUAUUUUUUCUUUCCUAGUGAUCUUUUAAGUAUUGCCAUGCACACUUUACAGAGUGAAUUGCAUGUGUGCAUGAUACCAUAGCAUUUCUGUUGCCAGACAGACAGCCAAGUUAUGGCAUCACACAGGUUACUUUGGGCUGUGUUUUAAUCAGUGGUUUCUCCACCCAUAGUGGGUGGGGCAAUUCUGCUCAGUUAUGACAUAGUUAAUGAAUGCAUAGAUAUUAUAUCAUUUUAGAUUUGCCUACAAUUUGAAGAAUACUAAUCAAAUAUUUGUGGUCUUUUUGUAAAAAAAUAAAUAAAAAGGGAUAUAUACACUGUAGCCGCUUUUUCACCAUAGGGCUGAACGUUUCCAGUUGCGAAACCGUUCUGAUCCGGGCCAGUUGGCAUGGUCACGGUUUCUUUUUCCAUUGUGGUGCUUCAAUGUAUGUAACAAACACAUCAGAUAGUGACUGCGUGAGAGGUACAAAUUAAUUAACUUGCCGUUGGCAAAUUGACCAUUGUGAGUCACCACAUACUAAAGCCAUUCCACCAGCACGGUAAGCUAUCCGGCCCAAGAACGGUUUACAAUCGUGCGGUGCGAAACUGUGCUCAAGUGGAAAUGCUACUGGAUCCGUUCUUCACUAGGCUCAGAACCAUUCCGCCCGAUGGUGGAAAAGCAGCUUAUGUAAACUUUUUUGUUUUUACAAAACAGAUUCUUUAAAACAAAAAAGAGGAAGAAUUAACUGUAUAUUAUGUAUAUUUUUAUAUAUAGCACCUCAAGCUAUUUUGUGGUAACACAGGUAACUUAUCUGUAUUGCAUAUUUCUCACACUGUUAUCCAGAAGGAUCAUUUGCCAUCAGCAGUUCAUGGGGAAAUCUGACAGUAGUUACAACAGUAAGAGCUUUCAUAUUUUCAUAUUAUUGCAUCUUCAGCACUGGUAUUUAACUUGCCUGUUGACAAUACAGAACAUCAUUACCAAUGACGAUUGUAUAGCCUUUUGAAGAAAGGUGCCCUGAACAUUGCCUGACAACAGUGCAACGUUCUGGACAGCUUGGUCCAAUGUGUGAUUUCUUUGACAUUAGGAAAGAUAGAUGAAAUGGCAAAAAAUAUAUACAGUAUAUAAUGGGCAACACUAAAUCACAAUUUAACCACCUCAACCAAAGAAAAUGUGUUAUAACUUUUCAAGACCCCUCACAAACAUUUUUGUUUAACUUUCCAAUUCAACGAAAACACAGAACGUUCACACAUUCUAUAUUUAGUGCUUCCCUUAUAUAUACAGUGUAUAUAUAUACAUAUAUAUAUCCCAAAAGCAUCGUAAGCCUAGCAGAUCGUAGAAGCCAUUGCCGCCGAUGGUCUCUACGAUCAUCUUAAGCUUGCAACGCUUUUAGAAAAUGCAGCCCUGGUCUGGUACUGCUUUUGGUCAUAUCUCACAUUUAUAGCACAGACUUGUUAUGGGUCUACAAAAAGAGCACUCUCCCUUGGACAGUACUCAAUCCCUCCUGUUAUCAGUCAGUCAUACCCUCGAUGCAAAUAUACAUGUAAAUAUUCCUCAUAUUGUAAUAUUAUUGACAUAUUCAAUAUAUUUGUUUUUACACACACAAAUGAUCUAUUUUGGAGUUGUAACCACUGUGAAUAGACCAAAGCAAAUUAACAUUUAAUCUUGUUUUCCCCUUAUGUAUGUGCUUGUGUAUGCUUUCUUUGUCAAUCUAUAGUGUUUUUAGUCAUGUAUGUAUAUUUUCAUGCUGUACAUUUCUUGUAAAAAUGUGUUUUUAAUUAAAGAAAAUAAGUCAUCUCA
Messenger RNA from Myxocyprinus asiaticus (Chinese sucker), 5714 nucleotides. RefSeq names its product leucine zipper putative tumor suppressor 2 homolog. Gene Ontology annotation, biological process: cell division; negative regulation of canonical Wnt signaling pathway. The coding region runs from base 460 to 2580 and encodes 706 amino acids. The record is from RefSeq and is a predicted model, not a curated record. Lineage: Eukaryota; Metazoa; Chordata; Actinopteri; Cypriniformes; Catostomidae. The transcript has 6 exons.